Helicoverpa armigera (cotton bollworm) is the source of this 3254-nucleotide messenger RNA. It is a transcript of the gene lobo, whose product is annotated as dynein regulatory complex subunit 7. Gene Ontology annotation, biological process: flagellated sperm motility. Gene Ontology annotation, cellular component: motile cilium. The record is from RefSeq and is a predicted model, not a curated record. The transcript is spliced from 14 exons. Bases 140 to 2866 code for a protein of 908 amino acids. NCBI's taxonomy places the organism in Eukaryota, Metazoa, Arthropoda, Insecta, Lepidoptera, Noctuidae.
GGUUGCAUGGAAACUGAAAUCCUGAAAAUUGUUAUGUCAAAAUUAUGAUAAACAUCAAAGAUACACAAUAAACAAGUUUCAGCAAUUUAAUGAGAAUUUCAACUUUCCUUAGAAAAUAAAACUUAAAUAAUUAUAUAAAAUGAGUGCUCCUGCCCCAAAAGCUUCACCGGAACCACGUCCAUCAGAACCGAAACCAGCAGAUCAAGAUGCGCCUAGUCUAGUGGUUGCACCACUGGAACCAGUGGAAGAAGUUAACGAAAAUAUCCCCAGCGAAAUAUUUGAGCGUCCGUAUGAGGAAGACCACUUUAUCGAAAAUCCCGCUAAAAUAUUCGGGCUAAAGGAAAUCUUAGAACCGUUAACUAUACCUUCGCUAAAUAAUGUUAUUUAUGAGCUUGGAAUCGUUAAUAUGUGCUGGCCAGAGAUCAGUGAGCCGGUAUUCGAGACUCGGACAUGUUUUCCUCCAAGCUACUACACAAAUAGUACGAAGGAGCGGUUACUAUUGGCUUAUGCAGAGAACUUCCGGCGACAGUUUAAUUUUCAUUUUAAAAUGCGAAAGCCCCUCUUGUUGCAAGUGCCUAACGAAUGUGGUUUGCAGAAAAUGGUGUGCACUUCAAUACGGCCGACUAAGCUGUGCUUUGCUGACACCAACUCUUGGCAAGGGGUUGCAUCUUUAGUAUCAGAUUACUUCGACUACGAGCCUUUAACUAAACCCACAUUACACCCGGAACGCCUAAUAUCUCCCUACACGGCGAUCGUCCGACGAAGCGCGAACCCCUUCGAGCUGGCACAUGUCCUCGUUUCCUGGCUGAUCGGCGCUGGGUAUGAUGCUUACGUGGUGGUGGGCUGUGCCACGCGGGAUGUCUGCAUGGCCAUCAGAUACCGCACUAUUUGUCCUGAGAUACCUGAUGAGAAUGAGAAAGUGGAAGAACCACCGCCCCCAGAAGAAGAACCUCGCUACAAGCUGGUGCCUCUACCAGACCUUACCUCCAAGUAUGUCCAGGAAAUGGACAACAAGGAGGCCGAUAAGAUCCAGGGAGAAAUUGAUAAAGUUGAGAAUGAGAGGCGCAGGAAAAUUGCUGAAUUGGAAAAGCCUCCGCCAGAUGAAAUGGAUGGCUGGCGCACCCACGCCUGGAUCCUGGUGUUGCCACCGUUCAUGGGUGUCGAGGAACCGUUCUUCAUUGAGCCCAGCGAGGGGAACGGCUACCCUUUGAAUGCGGAGCAGUACCAACACAUCGAGAGUGUCUAUAAUAAUGAGAAUUAUUAUGUAAACAUUCAACCAGAGUCCGAAGAAGGUCUAGGCGCCCUCAAAUACGAUCUCAGCGACAUCACCUGCUGGGAACACCUCCUGGCUGGCGAGCCCUUCUACAGGAGACAGAUGGUGGGCAUCGACACCUCUGACAUGAGAACCGCUUCUGACACUGAAAAGCAUCUGGAUAUGCCGUGCAGCUGGGUUGAGAAGCUCGAUAUUAGUGCUGAUGAAUACGAACAACGUUAUCCUGGCAGUCAUAAGGUCAUCCAUUACAAGAAAGUAUUGCUGGAAAGGUUCUCUCCGUAUUCUCAAAAGGAUGGUAUCAUCAAACGAGUUAAGAUAUUUGAUGACUACGCACUCUCCGUUCCUUUGAUCACUUACGAAUGGUACAAACAGAGAGCAGACAAGAUGCUGACUGUGAAGAUUGACCACAACAAGCGAGAAAUUAAAGAAAUAUUCGGCAUUGGCAGGAGAGAUCACCUAUUGAAGCACGUUUACUCAAUGGAUGCUCCAGCUACAUCUGUGGAGGGUGACCGUGUGAUGGAGUUCAACUACUAUCCUCGGAUAGACCACCUCACUAAGCUCGUGUGCACUCCUCUGAUAUUUGAGGAACACUACACUGACAGGGAUGAUAGACUAGAAUCCCGCGUAAUAGUCUACACGGAAGGUACCAAACAGGAGCCAAAGCGUCAAGUGAAGGACAUAACGGAGACCUACAGCCGCAAUCACGACAUACCAGCUAAGAAGGACGUCUGGAAGAAGAUCUUCCACAUUCAGGACAACACCAUCGAACUGCUGUAUCAGUACGCGUACAACUUCGUGACUAACGAUAACCGGUUCUUCAUCAAACCUAAUCUGGCUGAAACUGGAGGGAAGAUCCUGUUUUAUCCGGAUAAGACUUCGGGAUAUAUUGCAGACCCCACAGCCCCUCGGCCACGGAACCUAGACGUGUAUUACGCAUUAUGCGAGAACAUAGACUGGGAGUACAAGACGACCAAGCACAUCAGAGACCGGGAGACAGACGUGAACAGCUACCUGCGACAGCGCCAUCGUGAACUGAAGGAACCCACGUUGGAUGUAGCACUUUACGAUACUGAGAGGAAUGAGGCCGCCAAGAAAGGAUGGACUGAGAGGGAAAUCCAAAAAGCCGAAGUGACAGAACGAGAGAAGGAGGCAGAGAUAGAUCCUCUAGCGCCGUACCUAGCUAGAAUGUUUGGUUCAGGACACGGCACUGGUGCUCAAGUGUCAGUCAAGGAAGCUACUCUGGUCAGAGAGCAGUGUAUCAAUGACUUCAAGGCUAAGCAGCUGGCGCGACAGAAUCUUGUGCAGGAGAGGUUUGACAAGUACAAUGCUGAAUACAAGGCAAAGAGGCUUUGGUACUUAGCUAACCAGUUUAUCCUCACACCAGAGAAGGAAAGCGCUUAUUUUGCUGCAAGUGCCGAGUUAUCCUUCAAAGUCCACGCCUUGGAGGUAAGACUGACGCGCCACCGGGAUCUCUCAGGGCCCAGAUUCAAGGUGCUCAUGGAUUACCUGGAUAAACACCCACUCCUCAAGGAGUACAAUAAAGCUGCAAGUCAUGGAAAACAUGAAAGGGGCAGAGGAUUCCCAUACCCUUAGAGUGGUAAACUUGGUGUUGAGGUAAGGUGGUAGAAGAGUAUGGAUAUCUACGAUAGUAUAUAUUGAUGUCUUUUUUUUCUCACGUAAGCAAGCGCUAUAUCUGUGUGUGUAAAUGUAAAUGCAUAUUGUCUUUGUAUGUAUGUAUAAGCAAAGGCGCACUCGCUAGUGGCCGACUCGCCAAGUCACACCUGCUUUCGUGGAAUAAACCGUCUAUACCAAUAUCAACAAACAAUUGUGAGAUUAAAAUCAAGAUGGCUUUUGGAUGCGUCUUGUUACACAAUUUUAUUUCUGACGGGAAUCCCCUAAAAAUACUUUUUAUAGAUAGAAGUAUUUCAUUCUAAUUUUAAAUAGGACCCCGUCUAGAAUUUCUUUUAUAAUAUAUUUACAA